Cryptosporidium muris RN66 is the source of this 1326-nucleotide messenger RNA. RefSeq lists its product as uncharacterized. Lineage: Eukaryota; Apicomplexa; Conoidasida; Eucoccidiorida; Cryptosporidiidae. Bases 1 to 1326 code for a protein of 441 amino acids. The record is from RefSeq and is a predicted model, not a curated record. The transcript has a single exon.
AUGAAGGAUCUAAUUUUGGACUUUACUUCUAAAGGAAACAUCUGUAAUACUAAUACAUCUCUUAGUGAGUUAUGGAAAUCUCUAGACAAUUUAAUUACAUAUAAUCCUGAGCUGUAUAUUUCAUUAGUCAAACAACAAUUUAGUGAUAAAUUUACUGAAAAAGUUGUAAUGGUUAAUUCAGCUUUUGCUACUGAAUCUGGUAUAUAUUAUAGCGAAAUAUCUACACAGGGAAGAUAUACAAAUUUUAAGUCAAGAAAAUUAGGAAAGGUUAUAAUUAGUGUUGGUUAUACAGACGAUAUGUUAUUACCUCAAGUACAAGAAAAAUCUGGAAAUUAUAGGGAUAUAUUAAAUGUGGAAGAAUUAAAUAUAGCUCAACUAACAACAAGUUUUGCUGAUUUACCAAACAAUGUAAAUACAAAUACACUACAUGUAGAGGUGGUCCUUCAUACAAUGGUUAUAGAAAGAGCAGUAGAAGAUGAGUUAUUUAAAAGAUAUAUGAUUUCAAUUAUUCACGAUAGAUUACUUAUAAAGUUACGAAAUCAAGAUGAUAAGAAAGGUUAUUUAUAUUACAUACUUAUUCAAGGGAAAAAUCAAGGUUAUAUACCUAAGAGUGGAAGAAUAGAAGACCUAUGUUUUUAUUAUGAUGAGAUUAAAGUAUCAAAUAUAAAAGAUGAAAGAUCGUGGGACCAUCUAUUAAGCUUCACUUGCUACAAGAACUUUACUGUAGAAUCUGAUACAGCAUCUAGUGAAGAAAUUGAAUCAAUUAAAAAUCUAAUUAUUAGUAAAUCAGUAGAGAAUACAGAAAGGUUAGCCACUAAAAGAUUUGUAUAUAAAUCGACAGAAUUAUCUACUGUUAAUUCUUCCUUAAAUAAAAAACUAGUUGAGGAAAUAGAUGUUCCUAAUGAGGCUGGGAAGUUACCACAUGUAUGGACAGUAAUAUCAGAUAAAAAUGGUGCAAAUGUCUCCAGUUGCUAUGAACCAAUAUACUGUAAAGCUUCAUUUAGGGAAAACAAUAUUUCAGCUUACCUUAGUAAGCAUCAUAAUAAUGAUCAACCUAUAGUUGAAAUAAUGCUCAAAAGCUCAGAAAUUCUGGUACAAAAUCUUGAUAAAAUGUCUGCUCAAGUUAGUAGUCAAAUUUUACGAUUAUCAUAUGACUCAAAUCUUAUAUGCAGUAUUCAGCUUAAUCAGCUUAUAUCUAGUUUUCAUGUUUGUCCAAUAUGUAAACCUUCCUUCAUUAUUGAUAGUUGCAUCGUAUUUUGUAAUAGUAAACAUAUCUGGAUUGCUUUACCUAUAUAUAACACUUGUUCAAAACUUGUAUUAUUAUAA